UGCAAACACCACUCCCCUGCCAUUGCCGCCUUGGGAGCUUCAAGUUACCAACCUCUAUUCUUCUUUCUCUCUCCAGUCACAACAACACUGCACUUCGGUUCCGUUCUUUUCAAAGAGCUCGCUUCGUUGCUUCCUCCCUCGCGACACGAUCACGCAAUUUGUCUCUUGCUGACCCACCCAAGGCACUCGCGACUCAUCUUGGAGCUCAGUUGGCCCUUGCCGACCAGCACAUUUCCACCCAUCCUUUGUGCUUGGACUGACCAACACAGCUGAGGACCCAACCAAACAUCCAGUUCCAUCUCUUGUAUUGAUCUCUCAAGUUUCCCCUCAAACUUGUCCUUGGCGAAUCUCGACAACAUCAAACAUAUCAAUAAUCAUACUCUCCUCGCCCUAUCGACCUCCUGAUACUUUCUACCUAGUAUCCCCUCCUCCCUUGCCCAAGGGAGCACCGCCGCCAUGACGGGAGGCACCCUCAACUUCAUCACCUUCAACCAGGACUACAGCUGCCUGGCUGUGGGCACCUCCAAGGGCUUCCGCUUCUACCACACUGAUCCCUUUUCCAAGAUCUUCAGCAGCGAUGAGGGCAACGUAUCCAUCAUCGAGAUGCUGUUUUCUACCUCGCUAGUAGCUUUAAUCCUGACGCCUAGGCAACUCGAGAUCCAGAACACCAAGAGAGCGUCCGUUAUUUGCGAACUUACCUUCCCCUCUGCUGUCCUAGCUGUCCGUCUGAACCGCAAACGCCUGGCCGUGGUGCUCGAAUGCCAGAUCUACCUCUACGAUGUGUCCAAUAUGAAUCUGGUUCAGACCAUCGACACCUCGCCGAACCCCAACGCCAUUUGCGCCCUCUCUCCCUCGUCCGACUCCUGCUAUUUGGUCUACCCCCGUCCCAACCCGCGAGAAGACGUCGGUGCCAAGGCCCCCGCACACCUCCCGCCACCAAGCCAAUAUGUCCCGCCCAAGCGCGGCGAUGUGCUUGUUUACGAUGCCCUCAACCUUAAGACGGUUAAUGUCGUCGAGGCUCACAAGUCCCCUCUCUGCGCUAUCGCGCUUAAUCACGACGGUAGCAUGCUCGCCACCGCUUCCGAGACGGGCACCAUCAUCCGCGUCUUCUCGCUUCCCCAGGGCCAAAAGCUCUUCCAGUUCCGCCGGGGCACGGUUCCUACUUCGAUCUACAGCAUGUCCUUCAACCUGAGCUCCACGCUCCUGUGCGUCUCGUCGACUUCGGAUACCGUGCACAUCUUCCGUCUGCUCAACACCCAAAAGAACGCGAAUGCGCUGCCAGGAGGUGGCCCGGCGCAGGGGACCCGGUCGCGAAGCUUUGACGUCAAUGAUCCCUCUCCACACAAAGGGGAAGUACCGUCUGCGGGCAAUGGCAACAAUGGCUCUGGUAGUCACAAGAGAGAGCCAAGUGGUUCCUUCGGUAACAUGCUCAGGCGGUCAUCGCAGAUGAUGGUCCGCGGUGUGGCUGGCGUGGCUAGCUCGUACCUUCCGCAGUCGGUCGCGGAGAUGUGGGAGCCAGAGCGAGAUUUUGCGUUUAUCAAGAUCCCAAAGUCUUCUAACAACAGGGCGGGUGGGCUGAGCGCGACGCCGCUUAGGAGCGUGGUGGCCAUGAGCAGUAGCUCGCCGCAGGUCAUGGUGGUUACAAGUGAUGGUGGCUUCUACGUUUACAAUAUUGAUAUGGAGAAGGGAGGAGAGGGAUAUUUGGUGAAGCAAUUCUCGGUGCUGGACGGCGACGACAAGCUUACGAACUCGGACUAUGGAGCCUAGGAGGACAUUGAAACAGACGCAGCUGUCGGAAACGAUUUCGAAUUUGUCGAAGGCGACCCUAUUGACGCUGAACGCUAGUCACUUAUUGGACAGAGAGUCUCGUUUCGUUUCCCGUGUGGCAUCGACAAUCCAUUUCAACCAAAGGGAUCUUACAUAACUUUGAGGGGCGGCGGACCCCCUGAUAUAUUUGCAUCAGACGAAUAUCUGGUCGCCACGGCUGAGCGACCAAGUCUCACAUCGCCUUCGAGCCCGUCUUUGCAUUCGAUGGUUGACAUACCUUCCGAGUUCUCUGGAUCCUCGGCUUCAUCAACCCGCUCGGAAGCAUCAUCGAACGGAACUGUUAUUCAUACACCAUCUCCUGCAGAGCCAGACCGGCAAUCAUCGCUGCCCCCGAUUCGGAUUGGAGAGAUUCUGAGGACACCCUCCAUGAGAACUAAUCUUCCAGGGAUUCGCAAUGAUACUUUGCCGGAACAUAUAUGGGAACAGUCCUUGGAUGAUUUGCCUUUGUGGCUUCGUCACAUCCUGUUGGACAGAUUUCCCCAAUUUCAUCAAUCAUUACCGGGACUUUGGCCGCCACAGUAUCCUUUGCCCAAUAACCCUAGACCGCGGCAACCUGUCAUUCUUGAUGGAAGCGCAGGUUGGAGGGCACGUCAGCGUGGCAGGACUGCAGCCAACAUAGCUGCAGCUCAACUGCUAGAGGGCAUGGAAAGAUUACGCCAGGAAGAUCUUCGCAUCAGAGAAGACCGUCGUCAUAUCGCAUAUCUCCUUCGUCGCUCGAUGAUGGCCAACCAGCCCAUAAUUUUAAACAACGUUCCUCCUCCGCAGAUGCCGAUCAAUGCGGAUUUCCCAUUGCGGGUAUUAGAGGACACCGAGAGAGAAAACGUCGUCAAUAGACUUCCACCACAUGAUAGGCAGCGUUCUAGACCCGUUAGACAACGGUCUGAUCAGGUUAGAGAGGAAUUGGAAGGGACUGAAGGGCGCUCGUUCGACGAGGUUAAUCCAUCUCGCUGAGGAAGGAACUUGCCUAGAUGGGCUACCUACUCCAAUCUUUCCGAGGGAUGAUUCGAACCUCGUCUGGGUUUGUUUACGGUAACCGUUACUAGACGUCGUUGAGACGACUGUAGGGAACUUUGUCAUGGCUAUCUCUUUUCUUGCUUUUGUUAUCAUUCUUUGCAUAGCGUACGGAUGCUGUUUACUUUUUCUUUCCUUACUCCGUUGGCGUUUGAGGAUUAUGUCUCAUCUCACUCUACGGCUUGUCAAUAUUUUGUUUUUCCGCCGUCGAUAUAAGCGUUAUUAUACUGAGAUGCUUGUGGGGAAAUACUCACCGACUAGACCUAGUAUAUAGGCUCAUUAGCUGUGGACUACACUAGCCUUUACAGUAUCGAUACAUAGGCAACUUAGCGGAAUUUAUGGGGGUGUGGUGUACCGUAUAAUAAUGGCUUGAGAUAAGUAAACCAUACGUACAUAGCUUUUUUUAGUAAGCGG
This is a messenger RNA of Neurospora crassa OR74A, 3252 nucleotides long. Its product is annotated as ATG18. Gene Ontology annotation, cellular component: cytosol; extrinsic component of membrane; fungal-type vacuole membrane. Lineage: Eukaryota; Fungi; Ascomycota; Sordariomycetes; Sordariales; Sordariaceae. The transcript is spliced from 3 exons. Gene Ontology annotation, biological process: protein lipidation; nucleophagy; autophagy of mitochondrion. The coding region runs from base 457 to 1767 and encodes 436 amino acids. Gene Ontology annotation, molecular function: phosphatidylinositol-3,5-bisphosphate binding; protein binding; phosphatidylinositol-3-phosphate binding. The record is from RefSeq and is a predicted model, not a curated record.